Sugiyamaella lignohabitans is the source of this 1392-nucleotide messenger RNA. RefSeq names its product phosphomevalonate kinase (gene ERG8). Gene Ontology annotation, cellular component: peroxisome. The coding region runs from base 1 to 1392 and encodes 463 amino acids. Gene Ontology annotation, biological process: ergosterol biosynthetic process; isopentenyl diphosphate biosynthetic process, mevalonate pathway. Gene Ontology annotation, molecular function: ATP binding; phosphomevalonate kinase activity. The transcript has a single exon. NCBI's taxonomy places the organism in Eukaryota, Fungi, Ascomycota, Dipodascomycetes, Dipodascales, Trichomonascaceae. The record is from RefSeq and is a predicted model, not a curated record.
AUGGUCAUGGCACUUGAUUCUAAGGCAGUCGCGUAUUCCGCUCCUGGAAAAGCUCUACUUGCUGGUGGAUAUCUGGUUUUACUACCACAGUAUUCGGCAUAUGUUGUGGCAUUAUCAGCUAGAAUCCAUGCUGUGGUUUCUGAGGAAGAAGAACGGGCUAAUACUCACAAGAGGGUGACAAUUGCAGCAUACAGUCCUCAAUUCAAAGAUGGUGAAUGGGUAUAUUCAUUAGGAGAUGGCUCCGACAAAAGUAGUCUAUCGCCAGUCCUCACAUCUGCUUAUGGUAACAACCCUUUUCUAGAAGCCGCCAUCAGAACUGUAGUUGCCUACUCACAUGCCUCAGGCUCUAGAAUGCUGAAAAAAAAUGUCAGCAUUAAGAUAUAUUCUGAUGAUGCAUACCACUCGCAAGAUGAUCGAGUUACUUCUCCCACUACUCAAUCGCGUUUCCACUAUCAUCUAAACAGCAUUCGCGAUGUUCCAAAAACAGGACUUGGAUCAUCGGCCGCACUAACAACAGCUGUGAUAGCAGCUUUAUUUUCUUUCUAUCUACCUGAUCUGGACCCAUUGGAUCCUUCGAACUUGGAUAAAGUUCAUAAUCUAGCACAAUUAGCCCAUUGUACAGCACAGAAGAAGGUUGGAUCAGGCUUUGACAUUGCUUCUGCUGUUUAUGGAUCUGUACAAUACAGUCGGUUUGCAGCUGAUAUUAUUAGCAACGAGUUGUUUGACCCAAACUCAGUCGAAUCUGUUGACAAGUUUUCUAACCUUGUUAAAAAUCUGGUUGAAUCAGACUGGAAAAUGACCCAUAUUCCUUCUUCACUACCUCCUGGACUUAGUCUCCUAAUGGGCGAUGUGAAGACAGGUUCAGAAACUCCAAAAAUGGCCUCAAUGGUACUGGAUUGGCGUGAAAAGAAUCCUGCUCGCGCAAAUGAGGUCUGGACUUUAUUAGAUCAGAGUAAUACUGCAUUGGUUAACACACUCUACCAAAUGUCGACUUUAGCUGAAAAGGAUCCUCGAUCUUAUGCACAACUACUAGAGGCCGGAAUUGAAGACUCCUCUCCAAAUAUUCUACACCAGCUUCGUGAAAACUUUUUAGAAAUCCGAAAGUAUUUGCGUAUAAUGACUAUUGAGUCGCAUGCACUUAUAGAGCCACAGCCACAAACAGAUCUGUUGGAUAAAUGCAAUCAAAUCCCUGGGGUCAUUGGAGGAGUUGUUCCAGGGGCAGGUGGUUUUGAUGCUAUAAGUAUCUUGGCUUUAGAAAGCAAGAUACAGGAUAUAAAAGAUUUCACAAGCAAAUCGAAAGACAGCGAGUUCUCUGAUCUUAUCUGGCUUGAUCUGAAAGAACAACGCAUAGGUUUACAGAGAGAGUCUCUGUCUUUGUAUAAUAAUCUUUGA